Myxocyprinus asiaticus (Chinese sucker) is the source of this 9384-nucleotide messenger RNA. RefSeq names its product prospero homeobox protein 1-like. Lineage: Eukaryota; Metazoa; Chordata; Actinopteri; Cypriniformes; Catostomidae. Gene Ontology annotation, molecular function: RNA polymerase II cis-regulatory region sequence-specific DNA binding; DNA-binding transcription factor activity, RNA polymerase II-specific. The transcript is spliced from 5 exons. The record is from RefSeq and is a predicted model, not a curated record. Bases 3189 to 5399 code for a protein of 736 amino acids. Gene Ontology annotation, biological process: regulation of transcription by RNA polymerase II. Gene Ontology annotation, cellular component: nucleus.
AGGACAUCUGUAAUCCACAGAAGUGACAUAUGAAGCCCAGUUGAUUUCUUUUUUUGCCUUGUUUGUUGAUAUUUCAUCUGAAUUGCUAAUUUAUUUGGGCCAUCAACUUUGGUCCUUUGAAUAAAUGUGUGCUCUAACUGCAGGACGGAUUAAAGUUAUCCAAACCUCUCACAGUCAGUUAUGCAAACCGCAGCAGCUUAUGAAUGACUGACACAUCUUGAAAACAGCCCUGCCUGAAUUUAUUCUUAGCAAAACACAUUAGAUAGAAUAGAAUUGCACCUCUGUGUCAUCUGUCUUUCCGGUAGACAAAACUACCUACUGAAGUGCCAUGUUGCCACAAAAAUAGUCAGUUUGAGCUCUUAAAAAACAAAGUGUUUGCAAUGCAAUUAGGUAUGUAAAACUGUUGAAAUACACUCUCUCCUAAGAACUGAUGGAAAAAAGUUGAACUCAAAAUGAGUUUAGCUCCACAAAGUGCUAUUAUAUGCACGUAGCCUAAUAAUCACUUUAAAUAUAAUCACAAAUCAAACUCUACUGGAAUUACUAUAUAGGCAAAGAGUGAGGUCUAAAUGAUGUAGCUGUACAUUGCAGUGAUGAAAGAGGUGAAGGAAUGCUGAAUAUGAGCUAAGUAAGUCAUAGGCUACCCAGAUGCAGCUAACAAGAUAAAGAUAAAAUUAUCUGAAUUUAAUUGCCAAUCUAACCAAAUGAAAUUAAUAUGUAACAAUUCUCUUUCAUUUUGUUUUUAUUUUUUAUUUUUUUAAUUAUUAUUAUUAUUAUUAUUAUUUUUAUUUUUAUUUUUUUUUUUUUUUUUUUUUCACCGUAAUUCUUGUAUUCUGAAAGAAAGAAAAAAACUCUUCCAAACUCUUUGGAAGAAAAGGUUAGCAGGCAUUUAGCCUUUUUUCGUCAUCGAGAAAUGGCAAUGUGUGUUUGUUAUGUUGAAAAGUUUUUGCGGUCUUUUUGUAAAUGCAUUCCUGUUAUUUUUCCACAUCCAAUUUUUAAUUAUGGUCAUUGACAGCGACAAUCAAAUCAAGACUUUCUGCGGGCAUCUAAGGUUUGAUGUGAUAUUCGUUAUUAAAUUUGAGCGCUGCGCCUGUAAGCCUCACGAAACGCAAGCGAGUCCAAGACAUUUAAUGAUUGCGGGUGUCCAGCAGAAAGGUGAAAGAGAGAUCAGAGGUGGCGGUGUUAAUAAACAGGUUUCCUCUACACCUAAGAGGCGUUUUCCUUCUCCAAACACUAUUGCUUUAAUGUUGUAAUGUAUUUUUCCACUAAGCUCGCACUCCGAGCAUGCCUUUGGGGAAAGAUGCUGCACGUAACAAAAUAAGUUGGAACACCUGUUUUGGAAAAGCAAAUCAUGGCAGCAAAAAUCCUGCCUUCCCUAGUCAUUUAUACACCCACAAUAACAUUUGCUUGCGACAUGGAAACUAACUGAGCAACACGCCUUUCCUUUUGUCCUCGUUCAAGGAAAAGAAAAGAGCUGGUUGGCUGUGGGAGAGAAUCCUAUUCUAAACUUGAAGAAAAGUUUUUUUUUUUUUUUUUUUUUUUUUUUUCGGUAAUAAAUAAAAAACAUAAUCCACCUAAAGAUUGUGCAUGGUGUUUGAGGAAUACUGGCGUAUUACACGGAAAAAACACUCGCAAUCAGGUAACAAUCUUGAAAUACUAAUCUCGUUAAAGAUCAAAGAUUAUAUUCCAAGAUAAUAAGACUAGUGCUACUAAUAAAUAUCAUAAUAAUAAUAAUAAUAACAUAGGCUACUGUUAAUAAUAAUAAUAAUAAAUAUAAGUAUAAAUAAUCUUUGAGUCUGACAAUGUUUUAUUUUUAAAUAUAAUUGCAGAUGGUUUUUCUAGCCCAAAUUUGAUACAGAAGUGUUAUCAAUAUUGUUACAGGAAAUAAUCUCAUUAAUAGGUCAAACAGCUGCGGUGCUGUCAUUUACAGUGACAGCCCAAACGUGCUUUGGAAUGAAUGAGACCAGUGAAAUGCGCUUUGGAGGAUUCUGAAAUUGCGGGAUUGCUUUUUUUUAUUUAUUUAUUUAUUUUUUUUUUUUUGGAAUAUCACAAGAGAAAACACAUUAACUGUUUGGUUCAUUUUACAUGCAACAUAAUGGUACCAUGAUUUGUUUUGUAUCAAUAAAGGUAUUUUAAUCGCUGAAACUGUAGGGUCAUAUCACAUUUCAUACUAAUGUGCUAGAACAUCAGAGACAGUGGGAUUAAGCACAAGAAUAAAAAGAGAAAAACUUAGAAUUUAGAAGAAGAAAAAAUUUACUGCGGAAAAGAGCAAUAUGGGGUGUUUUGAAUAUGCUGUUAUGAAUUUAAACAAAGAACAGAAUUACAGAAAUAGCGACUAUACAGAAAAGUAGGUUAAGGCUUUGAGAAAUCUGCUUACAUAUCGAGGCACCUGAUAGCAUUCAACAUUUCAUUGGCUAAUGGCUCUCUACAUAAUGUGCCAAAUAUUUUUUUUCUUCUUCUUCAUUAAACGGACUUUAUUUUAGCAUAGCACAGAUUUAUGACCUGCUCAGACACUGUAUAGUGAUUACAAAUUAAUAAAUCGUUUUAUGUUCGAUUUGCACACAUUCAAAGUUUUCUGUGAAUUACAAAGUUUACCAAACCUACCGAAAUUAUUCUAUUCUGUUCUAUUCUAUUCUAUUCUGUUAUUUAAACUGAUAGAGCCUAUUAAUAGUCAAAAGCAAGGAAUGAACACUACAGGCUACAUUAGAUGUUAUUUUUCUUUUAUAAUGUGUGACUGAUUUCUCAUGUAGCCUGCAAAUAUCGGGGAUAUGUAGCCUACUAUGUUUUACAAUAAGAACCUCUUAAGCAUUUUGUGAUAAUCUGACAGUUUUGUCUCUGUGAGAACAACACAGAAGUUUUAACCUUAUUCAAAUAAACAUUUGUGAAAACAUGCCAAAGCUAAAGUAGUCUAUAUUUCUUCGUCAUCUGUUGGCUGUGUCGUCGCCUGUGAGCAGGAGGAGGGAUCUAAGUAAGAGCAAGGUCUUAAGUAGAAAGAAGCCCAUAUAGCCCAACUACAACCUUGGCAGGCGAAACUAUUUUCUUGAAGCCAGAUUUUCACAGGCACGCACGAGGUCGAGGCUGCGGUCAUUUCACGGGCCCUGCGUACCACAUUUCAUGAAUGUUGUUCCCAGGGUUCUCGAGCUGUGCCCAGCUGACAGGCUUUCAAAGAUGGCACAAUAACAGUUCCAGUGAUGCCUGACCAUGAACGCUCAGCCCUCUUAAACAGACAAACCAAGAGAAGAAGAGUUGACAUAGGAGUGAAGAGGACUGUUGGGCCAGCAUCUGUGGUUAUUACCAGAGGAAAAGCAACCUUUCUUAGUGCCAUGAAUCCCCACAGCUCUGAGCAGGAUGUUGAGUGUUCAGUGGUGCAGCACGCAGACGGUGAGAAGUCCAACGUGCUUCGCAAGCUGUUGAAGAGGGCAAACUCUUACGAAGAUGCUAUGAUGCCCUUUCCGGGGGCGACCAUCAUUUCUCAGCUUCUGAAAAACAAUUUGACCAAAAAUGGUGGCAGUGAACCUAAUUUCCAGGGGAGCGCCCUCUCAAGCACUGGUUCAGAGAUACAGCAAGAGGACGCUUGCAGCAACUCCUCACGGGGAAGCCCUCAGGGGUGCCUUUCACCAUUCAAUAGGCCCACGAUGACCCAAUUUGAAAUGGAGAGGCUAACAGAUGAGCAUCUCAGGGCCAAACGAGCCCGCGUGGAGAAUAUCAUCCGUGGGAUGAGCCAUUCUCCGAGUGUCACGCUCCGCGCAGGUGAUAACGAGCGCGAGGGGGUAGCCCAGCCCCCAAGUCCUCGUGAGAACUACCGGGAAAACAAGCGCAAGCAGAAGCUGCCACAGCAGCAGCAGCAGAGUUUCCAGCAGCUCAUCUCGGCCCGCAAAGAACAGAAACACGAGGAACGCCGGCAACUGAAACUGCAGCUUGAAGACAUGCAGAAACAACUUCGGCAACUACAAGAGAAGUUCUACCAGAUUUAUGACAGCACUGACUCUGAGAAUGACGAAGAUGGAAACAUCUCAGAAGACAGCAUGCAUUCCGAUGGAAUGGACAAUUGUGCCCACGAUUCUGUCCCAGAUCGCUCCGACAAUGAGCUGUCUGACCUGGAUCCAGGGCACUUCCUGAAUCGAGCACGCGCACUUCUUCGUGAGCAGACCAUGAUGGCAGAAAGGGACAAGCCAAAGCGCGAUGGGUCACGAGGGAAGGGACCAACAUCCAUGCAUGCAGAGGGUAAACAGUUAGCCGAGACACUAAAACAAGAGCUGAACACAGCAAUGUCACAGGUAGUUGACACAGUGGUGAAGGUCUUUGCUAAGCCUCCACGCCCAGUUCCUCAGGUUUUUCCAUCCCUGCAGAUACCCCGUGAUCGUUUUGCAGUCAACGGAGAAAACCCAAACUUCCAUACUGCCAACCAGCGCUUGCAAUGUUUUGGUGAUGUCAUCAUUCCUAAUCCCCUGGACACUUUUACUAGUAUGCAGAUGCCCAGUUCAAAUGACCAAACAGAGGCCCUGCCUUUGGUAGUGAGAAAGAGCUCCUCAGAUCAGACUGGGUCUCUGCCCACUCCUGGGGGUCACCACCAUCCCUCACUGCACCCCUCUCCCUUAUCUUCCACUAUGGGCUUUAGUCCGCCCUCCUUUCGCCAUCCUUUCCCCCUUCCUCUAAUGGGCUACCCUUUCCAGGGCCCUUUAGGUGCCCCAACAGGGCCUUACCCCGGAAAGGACAGGUCUUCUCCUGAGUCUCUGGAUCUGUCCAGAGAGACCACCAGCCUACGGACCAAGAUGUCAUCCAGCCACCUCAGCCACCAUCGUUCCAUCUCACCAACACACCCAGGGAAUGAAGGCUUGUCCUUGUCCCUCAUCAAGUCAGAGUGUGGAGACUUGCAGGACAUGUCUGACAUCUCUCCAUAUUCAGGAAGUACAAUCCAAGAGGGGCUUUCUCCAAACCAUCUGAAGAAGGCCAAGCUGAUGUUCUUUUACACCCGCUACCCCAGCUCCAACAUGCUGAAGAUGUUCUUCUCAGACGUAAAGUUCAAUCGCUGCAUCACAUCUCAGCUGAUCAAGUGGUUCAGUAACUUCCGUGAGUUCUACUACAUCCAGAUGGAAAAGUUCGCCCGACAGGCCAUCAACGAUGGUGUGGCAGGAUCAGAAGAGCUGAGCAUCAGCCGUGACUGUGAGCUUUUCCGCGCUCUCAACAUGCACUACAACAAGGCGAACGAUUUUGAGGUUCCGGAGCGAUUCCUGGAAGUGGCACAGAUCACGUUACGGGAGUUUUUCAAUGCCAUUGUGGCAGGCAAAGAUGUUGAUCCUUCCUGGAAGAAGGCCAUUUACAAGGUCAUCUGCAAGCUGGACAGUGAGGUCCCAGACAUUUUCAAAUCUCCCAAUUGUCUGCAGGAGCUUCUGCAUGAGUAGAGAUUUAAUUUGCUUACCAGUAUCAACAUCCCUUCUUUUCCUGAAUCUUUACGAAGUAAGAGGUAGCAUUCCUAUUUUUAAGUCCCAGCUACUUUUGAACGACUUAGCUGUUCAUUUUUCUGUGCUUCUUUUUGGGAAAGUCUAUAAAAUUCUUGAUUGUUUUGACUGUAUUAAAUCCCUUCCCCCAUUUUCCUGCCUUUAAAACGGGCAUUACUAUGUUUACCACAUGAUGGUUAACAAAUGGAACUGACACCCUAAAUUUCUCUCUUUUAUUGGUCAUUUUGUUGAGGGUUUUGUUUUAUCCAAGGAUGUUUGCAAUGUGUGAUGGUUUUACUAUUGCUGAAUAAGACUUGCAUUUGUAGCUUGUAUAGAUGUAAUUAUUAUUUAUGAUUAAUAUAAUUAUUACCAUUAAUGUUAUUAAUGCUUGCUGCAAAAAAAAAAAAAAAAAAAAAGGAAGAAAGGACAAUACAAAAAAUAACAUAUGGUAUUCUUGUUUCUCAUGGCAAUGCUACAUAAAAUAAUUUAUUCUUUGGACAAAAUAAUAAUAAUAAUAAUAAUAAAGAGGGAUAUAAAUUUUUUUAUGUGGGAAAUUCAUAUAUAUAUAUUAUGUUAUUCUUGAAAGGAACAGCAUUAACUGUUUUUUGGUUUAGCCGUUCUUCUAUGUUGGCAAGGGUCCAAUGUUCUUGUGUUUUGUGUCCACAUUGAUAGCACUGGCUCUAGGGAGGGAGGCCUACUCGUAGGUUUUUUUUUCCUUGACGGAGCAGCCUCUCCUGUAACUAAGCAACAUGGCCAUUUCAUAGUGGGGCAAGCCAGUUCGGCACAAAAAAGAUGGACGCCUUCCCACUGAGAAACCAUUCUUUCUCAUAAAAAGCACACUGUCACAACUGCUCAUAUAAUCACACACACACACACACACACACACACACACACACACACACACACCAAAAUACACAUCCCUCUCAUACAUACACUCUAAUUCACAAACACUCACUCAGUCAAACAUGUGCUCUAGGGCAUCAAGACAAGAGAAUUGUUGUUGUUGAUUUUGCCACCUACUUGCUGGGAACACCUCUAUAAUUGGACUGUAAAUCUGGAAUACUAUCUAAAGUUUGGUUUACACAAUAGCCAUUUUGACUGAGAACAAUUUGAGCAUUAGCGAAGAUUUUAAUAAAACAAAAUCUUUCUACUUUCUGGAUUGUUCAAAGUUUAUUUGUUAGAAAUGUACAGAUUUGCUUAAUAUUUACAAUCAUCCAAUUAAGCUGUGGCAGUAUACAGUUUAUUAGUAGAGAAAAUUUCAUGUCUUUAUUUGUUGAUUUAAAUUGUACAUGUAUAUGAAUCAUAUUUAGUUCUUUGAUUUGAAGUUGUCUCCAUAUGCUUUUGAAAAAAUUCAUUAGUAAAAGGAAUCUAAUUUUAGUAGUUAAGCCUGCUAAGGAAUCUAUGUAAUGUACCCAGUUACAUGUGCCAGAAACAAUUAGUCUACCCUAAAUAAAUAAAGAAAAAAUAACAGUUUAUGCUUAGUGUCCACAAAAAGAAAGAGGGCCUUCAGACUCUUUGUGCAUCCACCCCUAGUUCAUAAAUAAGAGACGGCAAUAGAGGGCAAGGGCUGGACAUGUGAUCUGCUCUGGAAGCCUGUGCCGUUUGCAUUGGCAAAUCCAGCUGAUGAAUUAAAACGCAGGCCGGCAAUUAUUGUCAGCACAAUGCCUUAAAAAACCUGCUGACUUCUAGAUUAAUGGGCACAAAAGAGCAUGAGGUGCUGUCAUUCUGUCGCCAGGGCUGGCAUCAUCCACAGCCCGCAGACAUCGCACAAAAUGGCACUCUAUUCACUAUGCAUUGUAAAAAGGAGGAAAAACCAAAACAAAGUUAGGAGUUAAAAAGGAAGUGUUUUGGCCCUUUUCAAUUCUCAAGUCUCUUGCAAGGCUGUGCCGUUCUCCUUUACAUAUUCAGCUGUUGCGGUGUAAAUCUCUAUACAAACAGGCAUUGCGUACUUUACACACUUAAUAAAUACGAUAAUUGCCUGUGCGUAAUGUUGUUAACACCAGCAAAAAACAUUUUUUCCAAAAGAAUUGAUAACAUAAAAUGUAAUAGAAAUAUAGUCAUUUGACUCUAGAUUCAUAUGUGUUGAAGUAAUCAUGUCGAUAGUGAAAUAUAACACAAAUUGAAAUAGCAAGAUAUAUUUUCUAGAUAUAAAAUAAAUAAAUAACCUCAGCAGUAUGUUCUUGGUAAUUAUCUAUAUACAAAGACCUUUGACAGCCCUUUUGAAAAAGCAGUGUGUUUUUAAGAAUGACAUUAAAGUUCCCUAAAAAUCCGAUGUACUUUAAACCAUUUAACGUAGCUCAGAGGCAAUAUGUCAGCAUAAGCGUGUCUGUGUGUGCUUGUGCACGUGCGUGAUCGCAGCAAGUGUGUGAAUAUACGCAUGAUAGAACUUUAGUUUUAGCUCCCCAUUUCUGAUUUUUGUUCUUUUAUCUAUUGUUUCCUUUUUAAAAGUUUAUUUUUUUAAAUGUUUUAUUUGUGUUUAUCACUGUACUGCAUCUUUGAAGGAAACCAGAGGCAGAAUACGUUCAACAUCUCAACUCUUUAUUCAUGUAAUUGCUGUUGUACUUCUAGAAGUGUUACGAUGUUUUAAGUGUUUUGAGUGGUGAAGUUUGGUUGUUAAUAUUUUUACACCCCUUCUUCUCACCACCACCACUUCAGGGUUGCCCAUCAAAGGUGUUCACGAUCAGCCUACAUUAAUUUGAGAAUAGAAAUUAGAUUAAUUUGUUUGCAUUGUUACACAGGGUCAUUUGCUGUGUUGCGUUGUUUUAGUCUAAAAUCAUAAAUGUAGAUGAUGUGUAUAUUUCGCACUCCAUUAAGGUCAAUUGUUCGGGACACUUGAGUUUCAAAAAGAAUAGCAACUCUCUGAAUAACCUUGAUUCUUGUUUGGGUAUACACACUUUCAUCUCACUUGUGCUGCACUAUUGGGCUUUUACAUUCUACAUAUUAGGAGAAUCUUUUUAGUUGUUUUCAUGAAAUUAAAAAUGUUAUGUGGUGAUCACAAAUCUGUAAAAAUCUGAAUUUAUUGCCAAACACUGUUUGGGACUGUUUUUUAUAACAAAAAAAGACAAGUUACAAAGAGAAAGAAAGACACUUUGUAUAUGAUUAUAUUUCUGGGAGGGGGACAAUUAUUUGUACUGAAUGCAAUGUGUUGUACAAGAUUCUUGACUCUUUGUAGAUUUGAUGCUAUAUUUAUGAGGUGUGUGCUCCCUGAAGGGUUUUAAACAUGACUUCACUAGACAUAUAUGUAAAUAUGAACAGAAAAUGAAAAAAAAAAAAACAAAAAAAAAACACUGCCUUUCCAUGAUUUAGCAAUAUGAUGUAAAUAGCAUUGUUAUGCUUUUUUGUAUGAGAGAAUUCUUUGAAUAUAGUAUGGUAAUUCCAGCUGAUACUGUUACAAUUUUCUUUGAUAUGUUUUGAUGGAUACUCAUGACUUAAUUGAUCUGUUCACAUACAUUGUUAACGGGAUAGCAUUGUGGAUUUUGUUGUCAAUUUGUCAUGCAGAAGUUUCAUAAUUUAUUGGUUUAAUUUAUCAUAAUUUAUUUGGUGAUUGUGUACAAUUUUGGUAUUUCUGGGGAUGUACUGUAAUACUAUUUGGCAGAACGAGACAACAUAAUGCCCUCAUAAGCUCCUGAACUCUCUAGAGACAUAAAGAGACACUUAUGUCUAGGUAGCCAUUGUAAUUUCAGAAACUGUAGUCAGAUGCUUGAUGAAAAAAAGGAAAGAAAAAAAUUGCUCAACAAAACUUUUCUUCUAUUUUGUUUGGAAGGUGAAAAAAAUUGUGUUUUAAGUUUUUGGGUUUUUUUUCUAAUCAUUUAAUCAGACUUUUACCUUUGCUUUUUACCACCUACACAAUACAGUAGUCAAAGUGCCUCGUGUGCCUUCCAUCUCCUCAGAACUGAAUGUAUGUGCAGUAUAUAUGCAAGCUUGUGCAAAAUAAAAACAUAAAGUCCUA